UUCUUGUUCAAGACAUCGUCUGGAACAACUCCUUUAUUCAGCAGUUCUUCUCCUGGAUAUCCACUGACAUCAGGAACAGUAUACACACCUCCUCAAAGGCUGCUACCCAGAAACACUUUCUCCAGAAAUGCCUUCAAACUGAAGAAGCCGUCCAAGUAUUGCAGCUGGAAAUGUGCAGCUUUAUCGGCCAUAGCUGCAGCAGUACUUCUCGCUAUUCUCCUCGCUUAUUUCAUUGCAAUGCAUCUUCUCGGACUGAACUGGCAGCUCCAGCCAGUGGAUGCACAUACAUUCAACAAUGGGAUAAAAACAGACAGAGACAAUGUUGCAACAAUGCCAUCUGGAGGACCUUGGUUUACCAUGAGAAACAGCAGCAUAGACACCGGGGAGGUAGAAAUUGGACGUCGCAUAACCCAGGAAGUACCAGCAGGAAUGUUCUGGAGAUCACACCUCCAUGUUGUCCAGCCGCAAUUCCUUAAAUUUAACAUCUCCUUAGGGAAGGAUGCCUUGUUUGGUGUUUACAUAAGGAGAGGCCUACCUCCAUCACAUGCUCAGUAUGACUUCAUGGAGCGUUUGGAUGGCAAAGAGAAGUGGAGUGUUGUUGAAGCCCCAAGAGAACGUCGCAGCAUUCAAACUUUGGUGCAGAAUGAGGCCGUGUUUGUCCAGUAUUUAGAUGUUGGGAUAUGGCACUUGGCAUUUUACAAUGACGGGAAGGACAAAGAAAUCGUAUCUUUCAAUACGGUUGUCUUGGACUCUGUGCAGGACUGUCCUCGGAAUUGUGAUGGGAAUGGUGAAUGUGUGUCUGGCAUUUGUCACUGCUUUCCGGGAUUUCACGGUGCAGAUUGUGCAAAAGCGGCAUGUCCAGUUCUGUGCAGUGGUAAUGGACAGUACUCCAAAGGCACCUGCAUAUGCUACAGUGGCUGGAAAGGAGCUGAGUGUGAUGUGCCAAGCAGCCUGUGCAUUGACCCUACAUGUAGUGGCCAUGGCUCUUGUAUUGAAGGAAACUGUGUGUGCUCUGCAGGGUUCAAAGGAGACAACUGUGAAGAAGUUGACUGCAUUGACCCAACAUGUUCCAACCAUGGAGUCUGUGUGAACAAGGAAUGCCUUUGCAGUCCUGGAUGGGGAGGCCAGAAUUGUGAACUUCCAAGAACUCAGUGUCCAGAUCAAUGCAGUGGGCAUGGCACUUACCUCACUGACACAGGUCUGUGUAGCUGUGACCCUAACUGGAUGGGUCCUGAUUGCUCUGUUGAGGUAUGCUCAGUGGACUGCGGCACUCAUGGUGUUUGUGUUGGUGGAGCAUGUCGCUGCGAGGAAGGGUGGACUGGGGUGGCAUGUGACCAACGUGUUUGUCAUCCUCGUUGCACUGAACAUGGAACAUGCAAAGAUGGAAAAUGUGAAUGCAGAGAGGGCUGGAAUGGGGAGCACUGCACCAUUGAUGGCUGCCCUGAUCUGUGCAAUGGCAAUGGGAGAUGCACACUCGGUCAGAACAGCUGGCAGUGUAUCUGCCAGACCGGCUGGAGAGGGUCUGGAUGCAAUGUUGCCAUGGAAACUUCAUGUGCUGAUAACAAGGAUAAUGAGGGAG
This is a messenger RNA of Nanorana parkeri, 1579 nucleotides long. Its product is annotated as teneurin-2-like. NCBI's taxonomy places the organism in Eukaryota, Metazoa, Chordata, Amphibia, Anura, Dicroglossidae. The annotation marks the transcript as partial. Gene Ontology annotation, biological process: neuron development; heterophilic cell-cell adhesion. The record is from RefSeq and is a predicted model, not a curated record. Gene Ontology annotation, cellular component: neuron projection. The transcript has 9 exons. Gene Ontology annotation, molecular function: cell adhesion molecule binding; protein heterodimerization activity; protein homodimerization activity.